AUAACCAAAAAUCAAACCUGCUCUGCUGAUCACCAAAAAAUUGACUGAUAAACAAGCUCGGCCUCCAUUUCAUUGCAAAAGGGGGAAAAUGGAGAGAGCUAGGAUUCUCAGAUUGAGAUUGGGAAUUUGAGGUGGAUCUGCAAUUGAAAACUCCGUGAUACGAAUUUGGGAGCUGGUUGGAUCGAAUCAAAUUCGAUUUUCCAAAAUCUAGAAAGUAAGGUCAGAAUUUCAGCUGUUCCUCCCGAGAGACAAAUCUGUUCUUGUAAAUUUUGAAUUUCGAAUCUUUGGUAUGAAAAUUUGGAAAGAUCGAAACAAAGAGAGGCAAUUUUUAGGUGUUACGCUUUGGAUGAACAGCUGUUGGUAGGUGGGUAACCUCAUUUGAGCUCAAUUCUGAAUUGCAAGGUACCUGAAACCCACAAGAACACUCUUUUCGGCGAUGCACUGAAUUUGUAGCUUAAUUUUCUAAGAAUUCAUCUUUCAUUUGUAUUAUAAUCCACAAAUAAAAUAUGCAUGCCCGGCAUCGCAAUCCUGGAAAUGGGUACAGGUCCAAUUCCAUGGGUAUGGGGAUGGGCAUGGCUCCCAAUUCUCGGAUCUCCCCAGAGACUUCUCUGAGGGGCCAUAGUUUUUACAACUCCGAACACCGAAACUUCAAUCGCGGUUUUGGCCGCCCCAAAUCUUUCCAGCCACCUCCAGCUCCGCCGCCUCCGCCACCGCCUCCAGCUCCGCCCCGCAAAGGCGACAUCUUUAUGGAAGCGGGGCGCCUUGCCGCUGAGUAUUUGGUAUCUCAGGGGCUGCUGCCUCCGAAUGCGCUCCCCGCCAAAUGGCAGAACACUAGUUUAAAGAAGCAAGUGGGGGAGUUUCAGGAGGCUGACCAUUUGCAAAUUGCAUCAGAAGGCCGGACUUCGGCUCUUGCUCGGUUGGGGAAUUCGGUUUCGGAUGGAGGGUCAAGAAGGGGAAGGUUUGGUGUUGAUGAAUUUCGGGGUGGUUAUGGCUGGGAUUGGGGACGAGACUAUGGCAGGAGUGGUUCAUUCUCGGAUAGACAUAGUAGGGCUUCCUCUGAUAGGGAGGGUGAUGAAGGUUCUGUUUCUGGACACCAUGAGGAGCAGAAGCUCAGUAAAGAUGCUGGUAAUAAUGCAUUGCAACAAAACUCCAGUCCAAGCGAGUUGAGGCCCAAGAGUGAGGAUGCAGUGGAUUCGGAAUCUAAAUUGAACAAGGGCCGAUACCCAGAUGAUGAUAUGAGUUCAAAACCAAGUUCUUCUGGAGCUUGGAAAGAUGGUCCAAAUGAAACUGAUGAAGUUGGUGAGGAACCUGCCAAGGUAUCGGAUAAAGAGAUGAAGGAUCAAGAUUGUGCCAACAAUGAGGAAAUUGAGAAACAAAGUGUUUCGGAGAACUUACUGAUGCAGCUUGGUGCUGCAGAAGCUGAGGGUGAGGGUGAUUCCUCAGGCAAGAAUGGGACUGACUUGCUAACACUCUGCAAAUUUGCCAAGGUGCCCACUAGAAUCCGCUCAUCAUUGACGCAUAGGGGUCCAAAGGUUGAUGAUCCACUUCCAAAUACCCAAGAGGGGACCACCUCUGACGCUGGCGUCGAACACAAAGAAUGUCAAGCUUUAGUUAAAAACGGUUCCGUUGAUGUUUCUUUAGGUACCACACUAUUAGAUAAAACUCAUUAUGAUAAUUGUCUCAACCCUGAAACCUCUAAAGCUCAGUCCAGUCAUUCUGCUGAAAAUUUGGUAGAAUCAGGUCCUGAAUAUGGUAGUAUUGAGCAGAACAGAUAUGCAAGGUCCCAGUCUUUGCCAGGUAGAGCUUUUGUAAAUGUGCAAGAAUCAACUCAGGGACCUGUAGGGCUUAGGAGUUCCAGCUUUGUAGUUAAGGAAAGGGGUGAAAAAAGGGUUUUGGAAGAACAUGAUCAGCUGGAGGAAGCCAAAAAACCAAGACAAUGGCUUCCUUACAUGGUUACAGAGGCAGAUGAUUGUUUCGAGCUUUCAAACUUGACUGAAAAGAAAGUAAAUUCACUGGAAGAAAACGAUUCUGGUGAGAGAUUGAUUAUAGCUCUUGAUCAGGAGAGCUCGGUGAUGAAUGAAUCCCAAUCCCAAAAAGAUGGAGGUGAAGCCUGCAUCGAGUUUGUGCAAGAAAAGAAGCCGUUUCAGAAUUCAUUCAAGAUCUGCGACCUUAAUCUCAUGCAGGUUUGUGAUGCACAUGAGAAUCGUGAUACUGAUCCUAUAAUAGAUUAUCGGGCUAAUUCUGGAAUGAAGAAAAAAGUAGCUCCUGUUGAUGUUGACUUAUCAAUGAAUAACUCCAAUGUGUCUGGUGAGAACAGUAGACACACUGUCGAUGUUAAAGAGAUUGAAGUCAUUGAUUUAGAAAAUGACUCUAUCCAAGAAAACAAGGCCUUCGAUGAUGCAGAAAGAAAGCCACAGACUGAAUUUACUCCUCUGGAGGGCUUUCCUAACCAUGCACAGAAUACUAGUGAUAUCCCUGAUGUUCAAGAUGGUUAUGGACUUAUGAUCUCGGAAUUGCUGGGAAACGAUUUCCCAAAUUGUUCUUCAGUACCAGAGGAUCUUAAUUCAAUGCAUAACGAAAUUGGCCUUCAUAAUGGAGAGGAGACUCUUGCCGACGAUGAUGCAAUAUAUAUGGCUCUUGGAGAAAUACCAUUAACCUUUUUGAGGCCCUGGGAGCAGCCAACCCCGCAGGAGUAUGAGAAGCCCUUUUGAUCCAGCCAAUCAUAAAAUUUCUCAGAUGUAUAAUUCGGUAUGCUUAGUGUUGGUCAUUGUGGUUUCUUUUGUCCUAUCACUAGCUCUAUUAAGUGGCAACCUUGCUUUGAUUGAUUGUUUUUUUCUUUUUUUCACUUAUUAAGGGUACAAGUAAAUCUCUUCCUCUUGUAGGAUGUUUAAGGAUGUUGAAUAAUUUUAAUUCUCUGUUACACCUUGUUCUUACGUGAAACAUGUUAAUCAUGUUGAUCGGCAGUAGUGGUUGCCAUCUGUUACUUGUCUGUUUUCGGUUUCUCAGUAACUUAACACAUAGAUCUUACACUUUGUUCA
This is a messenger RNA of Prunus mume (Japanese apricot), 3038 nucleotides long. Lineage: Eukaryota; Viridiplantae; Streptophyta; Magnoliopsida; Rosales; Rosaceae. The record is from RefSeq and is a predicted model, not a curated record.